Molecule: messenger RNA, 776 nt
Organism: Vidua chalybeata
Lineage: Eukaryota; Metazoa; Chordata; Aves; Passeriformes; Viduidae
Exons: 4
Coding region: 66-668 (200 amino acids)
Source: RefSeq, a predicted model, not a curated record
CCCUGUCCACUAAAAUUGUAUUUUGCUGCAGCUUUGGUCUGGGAUAUGUGGACUGCCCCCUCCAAAUGUCCCUCUUCCCCUCUGCCCUGUUCUGCUCUGUCCCCAUCUCCACCCCUCACCCCUACAUGUACUUCCAGCCCACCCCUUCCCCAGUCUCUCUCCACCCUUCACCCCUCCCCAUCCCGCCCCUGCCCCAUCCCUCACUCCUCCCACCGCCCAGGUGUGACUCCCUGCAGCAGGACAUGGGAGCCCGGACUCGUGGGGAUAGUGCGGCCCUCGCAGCAGGACAACACCCAAAGAAAACAGCCCUGCCAGCAGCAGCACCACACAGCAACCCUAACAGCGAGAGCACACCGGAACGCUCCCGCUGGGACAAGGCAGUGACCCUCACACCAGGACAACGACAGAACCCUCAGAGGACAACAGGACCCCCUGGAGAAAGGUGUGACUCCCUGCAGCAGGACAUGGGAGCCCGGACUCGUGGGGAUAGUGCGGCCCUCGCAGCAGGACAACACCCAAAGAAAACAGCCCUGCCAGCAGCAGCACCACACAGCAACCCUAACAGCGAGAGCACACCGGAACGCUCCCGCUGGGACAAGGCAGUGACCCUCACACCAGGACAACGACAGAACCCUCAGAGGACAACAGGACCCCCUGGAGAAAGGUAGGGAUGACAUCUGUGGGCUAGAGAGCACCAGGAAGGGUUUGGAGGCUGAGCAGGUUUCCUUGAGUGUUUUUGCAGGACCAUUAGGCAUAUUUAGGGGAUUUUGUAAAGC